Coccomyxa subellipsoidea C-169 is the source of this 1219-nucleotide messenger RNA. RefSeq names its product class I glutamine amidotransferase-like protein. Lineage: Eukaryota; Viridiplantae; Chlorophyta; Trebouxiophyceae; Coccomyxaceae. Gene Ontology annotation, molecular function: gamma-glutamyl-peptidase activity. The transcript is spliced from 6 exons. The coding region runs from base 1 to 975 and encodes 324 amino acids. Gene Ontology annotation, biological process: tetrahydrofolylpolyglutamate metabolic process. Gene Ontology annotation, cellular component: vacuole. The record is from RefSeq and is a predicted model, not a curated record.
AUGGGCACUGACGAGGAUGCAAAGCACCACAAGAGAAACAAUCGCGUCCUGAUCGGCCUGCUGUCGCAGCCAAGCGAUCCAGCAGGCAGGCAUGAAUCCUAUAUUGCAGCUUCGUAUGUCAAAUUCCUGGAAGCUGCGGGAGCCAGGGUGGUGCCUUUCGUCCACGACAUGGACAAGGCCGAGAUCAAGAGGAGGUUCGACAUGAUCAACGGCUUCCUUAUCCCUGGGGGCUCUGCACGGCUGAGCCCAGGUCACACCUUCUUUGACACUGCGACUGAGGUUGUUCGCCUGGCGAAUGAGGCCAAUGACAAUGGGGACUACUUCCCAAUACUGGCCAUCUGCCUCGGCUUCGAGACGCUGGCAGUCAUCGCCUCGGGCAACACCAGCAUCCUGGGCAGCUAUGAUUCCGAGGACACGGCUGCGCCACUGUACUUCACAGAGAAGGCACUGGGGAGCCGUUUCUUCGGCAGCUUGCGGCCGGAGAUCGUCGCUGAUUUGGCGGCCAAACCGUACGCGCGUGAAAGCCACAGCCAUGGCCUCUCCCUGGCAUCCUUCGAUGCCGACAAGGUGCUCAAGGAGGAGUACGAGGUGCUGUCGCUCAGCACUGACCCUGAGGGAGAGGUGUACAUCUCCACGAUGGAGAGCAAGAAGUACCCGUACACAGCCACGCAGUGGCAUCCUGAGAAGAACGCCUUUGAGUGGGGAGACAAGCUGCACAUUCCCCACUCCAAGGGAGCCAUCGAUGUCACCUAUGCUGUGGCGUCGUUCUUUGUGGACGAGGCGCGCGGCAGUUUCCACGCGCCGCGCGAUGUGAUCGAGGAAGACAAUGCGUUGAUCUACGGCGCGCGGCUGGAGUUCACCGGCCGCCACACCAGCGAGGACGACGCGCCCUGGAUGGACGAGGGAUAUUUCUUUGAUGACUGGUCCAGGAGCAGGGACGCCGCUGCAGACAGGGCGGGCUCAUCUGCAUCAUGAAGCAAGUAGUGUGUCACAGGCAUUAAGUUGCAGUAGAGGUUGAAAGGAUGCACUGGGUACCUUGAGUGUCACCAAGCGAGGCUUUACUGGGCAUUUUGCUUUAGCCUGCAGGGCUCGCAGCUCUAUAGCAUUGUUACCAUGCCAUGAUGGGCGUUCAGCAUUAAUUUACUCCCCAGCUGUUCACUGCAUUUUGGGUAAUGUUUAAAUGUUUCAGCACUGUACUGUUGGUCAGCAAAGACUUGUG